UUUUUCAGAUGCUCAGAGCUCAAGCUUUCAUGGCGAUGCCAAUUGUGAAUUUCGCAGAAAACAAAAUAUUUGCAGAAAACGAAUUAUGAGAUCGCUUUUACCCAAUAAGAGAGAGACGGAUCCUCUCACUCAUCAAAAGAAAUAAAAAAAAAAACCGGGAUCAGAUGCUAUUUACCUCAAAAAGAAAGAAAAGAAAUGAACAGAUCAGUCGAUCACAAUUUUUUCAAAAAGGGAAAGAAAAUAAUAAUGAGUUCCUUUUUCAAAACCCAUAUUCAAUCCUUUGUCUUUGAAUUCCCACUCCUUUUCACAGUACAGCUGAGAGUUGCGGGGUCCAUUGAGACCCCAAAAAGAAGAAACCCUAAAAAGUUUCAAAGCCUCAAAAAUGGAAGCGUGGCCCUUUUGCUUUAAAGCCAGUUCAAUUGAGACAAAGAAGCACAUCAUGCCCUAGCUUUAAUCCAGAGGCCAAACUGUUCUUGCUGGACCUUGUCAAGAAGUGGUUAGGGCUCUUUUUCUUCACCUUUUUUACUUCCCUUUCGAUAAAUUCUGAUAUCAUAAGUUUGGAGAGAAAAUAUUCAGGAAAAGGAUGUCACUAUCUGCUAAGGAUGUUGAUGCGGCUUUUUAUGGGGCUGGCCAGCAAGUUGGGUUGGAAAUUUGGUGUGUAGAAGACCAUGGUUUGGCUCCAGUCCCAAAGUCAUCAUAUGGGAAAUUUUAUACUGGAAGUUCAUACAUAAUACUGAAUACAGUUUUACUCAAGAGUGGCAUCUUUCAGCAUGAUAUUCAUUAUUGGUUGGGCAAGGACUCCAAAGAGGUUUAUUGUACCUUGGCAUCAGAUAAAGCUGUUGAAUUAGAUACCGCCUUGGGAUGCCGUGCUGUGCAGUACAGGGAAGUUCAAGGCCACGAAACUGUGAAAUUCUUGUCGUACUUUAAGCCUUGUAUCAUUCCUAUUGAAGGGGUUUUUUCUUCCAAAUUUGGACUAUCUAGGAACGAAACAUACCGAAUCUGCUUGUUAACAUGCAAAGGAGAACAUGUUGUUCGUGUAAAAGAAGUGCCCUUCACUCGAUCAUCCCUAAAUCAUGAUGAUGUAUUUGUUCUUGAUACGGAAUCAAAAAUAUUCUUGUUUAGUGGAUGUAACUCCAGCAUACAAGAAAGAGCUAAAGCUUUGGAAGUUGUUCAGUAUAUUAAAGAUCACAAUCACAAUGGGAGGUGUGAAGUGGCCACUGUAGAGGAUGGGAAAUUUGUUGGUGAUUCUGACGUUGGAGAAUUUUGGACCUUCUUCGGAGGUUAUGCUCCCCUUGCAAAGGACCCAACCCAUGUCAGUUACAUACAGCCAAAAGUUUGUGAUGUAAAGCUACAUUGGAUAGCUAAAGGUGAAGCAAAAUUCGUUGCAGAUUCUUCAUUAAAGAAAGAUAUGCUCCACACAGAUAAGUGCUAUAUGUUAGAUUGUGGUGCGGAGAUAUUUGUUUGGAUGGGAAGCAAUACCUCUCUCACAGAGAGAAAGACAUCCAUUUCAGCUAUGGAAGAUAUCGUUCACUCCCUUGAUAGAUCAACAAACUCCCAUGUAAUCUUUUUAACAGAAGGAUCUGAAACUGCAAAGUUCAGGUCAUAUUUUGUUGCAUGGCCCACUGCACAACCAAACUUGUAUCAGGAAGGAAAAGGGAAAGUGGCAGCCAUGUUUAAGCAACAAGGUUUUGAGGUUAAGGAGCUUCCUGAAGAGGACUGCCAGCCAUUUAUAGAUUGUACGGGCAAGAUACAGGUUUGGCGUGUCAAUCUCCAUGAGAAGAUUCCUCUUCCAUCUACUGAAAAUUUUAAGUUUUAUACUGGGGAGUGCUACAUUGUGCAGUACACUUAUCCUGGAGAAGAAAGGGAGGAGUAUCUUUUCUAUCUUUGGGUGGGAUAUAACAGCAUAUUGGAAGAAAGAGUUGAGGCCAUCUCCCUUAUGUGUGCAAUGGCUGACUCACUAAAGGGUCAAGCUGUUCUGGCUCAAAUUUUUGAAGCCAUGGAACCCAUUGAAUUCUUUUCGAUUAUCCAGUCACUCAUUGUAUUCAAGGGAGGGAUGAGUUCUGGGUAUAAGAGGUAUAUUGCUCAAAACAAAAUCAUUGAUGAAACUUAUAACAAAAGCAUGACUGCUCUCUUCCGAAUUCAAGGAUCAAGUGUGGAUAGCAUGCAAGCCAUUCAAGUUGAUCCAGUUUCAAGUUCUCUCAACUCAUCCUAUUGUUACAUAGUACAAACUGGAGCUUCCUUCUUUACUUGGACUGGCAACCUUUCUUCUCCAAAGGACCAAGAUCUUCUUGACAGAAUGCUGGACCAUAUAAAUCCCAAUCAACAAACACGACCAAUUAGGGAAGGCAGUGAGCCAGAUAAUUUCUGGAAUGCUCUUGGUGGAAAAUUGGAUUAUUCAAGGGAGAGAGAAAUAAGAAAAGUUACAGAUGAUCCACAUUUGUUUACCUGUAUUUUUUCAGAAGGUGUUUUAAAGGUCAAUGAGAUAUUCAACUUUUCUCAAGAUGAUUUGAUGACUGAAGAUGUAAUAGUACUAGAUUGCCUUAGCGAAAUAUUUGUCUGGAUCGGGCAAAGUUCAAAUUUUACUGCUAAAAGACAAGCCUUCCUUGUUGGUGAGAAAUUUCUUGAGCUGGACAUUUUUCUUGAAAGAAGAUCAUUGAAGACUCCUAUUUAUGCUGUAAUGGAAGGGUACGAGCCUUCUUUAUUCACUCGGUUCUUUCCAUGGGAUUUCUCAAAGGCAUCUAUGCUUGGGAGCUCUUUUGACAGGAAACUUGCUAUGGUGAAAGGGCUACACCCGAAGAUGACCCCAAAAAGUUCAAGGAAGGUGUAUGGAAUGCACUCCACUGAAAGUACUCCAGAUCGAUCAAGAAGCAAGUCUGUUAGUUCUGAGAGGGAAAGGCAAGUGAGGAGCAAAUCUCCAGCACUCACCGCCAUGGCAUCGAGGUUCGAAACUUCAAAUGGAAGGGGUCUCUCCACCCCACCUCCAGUUGUCCGAAAGCUCUUUCCAAGAUCAUCACCAGAAUCGAGUCCAAGCAAGGAGACUCCCCCUCUUUCACCUGCUAUGGCUGCUUUGCCUCCUCAGUCUCAGCAAUCCAAAAGUAGAGCACCAGAACCCAUGAAAGCAAAGGACGUUCAUUUGAACAUGACAAAUGGCAAAACCGCAGCGAUUAAAGAAGAUGAGGCAGAAAGUCUCGAAGCCAAAGAGGAGUCAAAAAUCUUCACCUAUGAAUGCUUGAAGGUGUCUUCAAAAAGCCCUGUAACUGACAUUGAUGUAACCAGGAGAGAGUCAUAUUUGUCCCAUGAAGAAUUUCAGGAGCAAUUUGGGAUGACAAAGAAGGCCUUUUACCAGCUUCCUAAAUGGAAAAUGAACAAGCAAAAGUUGGCUCUAGAUCUUUUCUGAGUCUAUAGAAAAUAUUGGGACUUUGGAAGAUUAAUGUAUCAAUCAGGUACUGUUAAGUUUCUCUUUGUUCUAGCUAAUGUUUCUCUGUUGAUGAAGCCAUUCUUGCUUCCAUUGAUCUGUUUUCAGGUUUUCUGAGUAUUUGCGAGUGUAUCAUAGCUCUUCUUGUUGUGUUGUUUAUUAAGAAAUUGUGUCCUCUCAUACAUGCUAUGAUGCAUUUCUGUAAACACAAUUGCCAUAUAUGGCUAUUGCCAAGUCCUGAAUUUGUACUCUCUUUCUUUCGCCA
Messenger RNA from Amborella trichopoda, 3680 nucleotides. RefSeq names its product villin-1. Lineage: Eukaryota; Viridiplantae; Streptophyta; Magnoliopsida; Amborellales; Amborellaceae. The record is from RefSeq and is a predicted model, not a curated record. Gene Ontology annotation, molecular function: actin filament binding. Gene Ontology annotation, biological process: cytoskeleton organization.